This is a messenger RNA of Exaiptasia diaphana, 1412 nucleotides long. Its product is annotated as beta-1,3-galactosyltransferase 5. Gene Ontology annotation, molecular function: hexosyltransferase activity. The coding region runs from base 7 to 1194 and encodes 395 amino acids. Gene Ontology annotation, cellular component: membrane. The record is from RefSeq and is a predicted model, not a curated record. The transcript is spliced from 2 exons. Lineage: Eukaryota; Metazoa; Cnidaria; Anthozoa; Actiniaria; Aiptasiidae.
GUAGCCAUGAAUUAUGUAAGAGUGAAAUACAUUUGUUGGAUUUAUGGGUUUAUUAUUCUAUUAGGUCUUUUGGUUCUAUUGCAACUCACUUUUAAGCGAUUUGGAAGUUCACAAUCACUGGAAACUACAGAUCAUGCACAAAAGAUGAAGAAUGUUGAUAGUGACUUAACAAGUCCAUUAUUAACUCUUCAAAACACGAUUAACCUUAUGGUUAAAGAAUAUCAACUACGAAGUGCUCGGUCUAAAACUACGAAAGUUCAAAAAGGGUUUAAACGCGAUUAUAAGUUACCGUAUUGUGGAGACGUAAAGCCUUUUUUACUAAUUGAAGUCCACUCUUCACCUGAAAGUUUCACAGCUAGAGAAGCAAUUAGGGUAACAUGGGGCCAGGAAACCAAUGAUAUAAAUAGAAUGGAUUUAGAAAAAAGGUUGACUUGGAAAACUGUCUUCCUAGUUGGAAAAUCACAAAAUGAAACGGUCAAUGAUCUUAUGGUAGUUGAGUCACAGAGAUAUCAAGAUAUUGUUAUAGGAGAUUUCCUUGAUACGUACCGUAAUCUAACCUACAAGACAUUGCUAACCCUGGAAUGGCCGGUUAAGUACUGUCGGUACGCCAAGUAUAUCAUGAAAACCGAUGAAGACUGUUACAUCAACGUAAUGCCAGUCAUUAAUUUGUUGGCUCAGUAUCAACGUAAGACUAACCCACUAUACCUGGGCAGCAUUCACUGGAAAAACAAACCAUCUCGUAGAAAAUCCAGCAAAUUUUACGUCAGUUCAAAAGAAUACCGAGGAAUCGUGUACCCCCCUUACGCUGCUGGGGGUGGUUACGUAUUCACAGCCUCUUUAGCUCCAAAAUUACUACAUGCUAGUGAAAGUAAACCGGCUUUUCCAAUGGAAGAUGCGUACUUUGGAUUAUUGAUGCAACAUAUCGGCGUCAAACCAACCCAUCAGCCUCUUUUUUUGCCUUACACAUUCGGGCGUUGUGAACUUAAAAAAAACGACAAGGUGACAUACGAAAUGUGGUACGACGACAGCCUGUGCAACAUUGCCGUUGCUAUGGUGAUACAUGACGUCCGACCGCACGAGAAAAUUACUAUGCAUAUCAACGUCAUGACUGUACAUUCCGUGCCGUCUGUUUGUAACCAUGAAAAAGAAAGAAGCUCAUGGAAAACUGAUAAUUGCUAUUUUCAUCAUCAAUGAUUUUACCAGGUUGGUCAUCUCAACCAUGAAACAUUGGCGACAUAUCACGUAAUCUCCUCAACUAUACCUAUGAAACAAACUCCAAAACCGUGAAACUGUACAAAAUCUAAAUAGUACUAAUUUGUACUGUGGACCUGAUCAUUUGUACCAAUUCAAUUUGAUUUACGUACCGCAUGCACGAUUUAUUAAAUACAACUAUUUAUACAACUUUUCAGUAA